This is a messenger RNA of Dictyostelium discoideum AX4, 672 nucleotides long. RefSeq lists its product as hypothetical. NCBI's taxonomy places the organism in Eukaryota, Evosea, Eumycetozoa, Dictyosteliales, Dictyosteliaceae. The coding region runs from base 1 to 672 and encodes 223 amino acids. The transcript has a single exon. The record is from RefSeq and is a predicted model, not a curated record.
AUGAAAAUAAUAUUAUUAAUUUUAAUAAUAAUAUCUGUAUAUAAUAUAACACCAAAUUUUUCAACAUCAAUAAUAUCAAAUAAUAGAAUAUCUUUAUCUACUUCUUCUUCUUCUUCUUCAUCAUCAUUAAAUAAAAAAUAUAUAGUACAAAAAGGAUAUAAUUUUAUUGAUGAUAAAUGUUCAGAAGAAGUUGUAAAUACAGUUUAUUCAAUUGAUAAUGCAUGUUAUUUUGGUAAUGUUUUUACAUGUAGAGAUGAUGGUAAAAUUAUAUAUGAUAUGUAUGAAGGAUAUAAUUGUAAUGGUUCAAUAGUGUUUAGUAUGGUAAUUGAGAAUGAUGUUUGUGAUACAAAUUCAUCUCAAUCUUAUCCAACAGUAUAUUCAUGUGUUGAUAGUAUUGAAAUUCCAACAAGUGGUUUCCUAGUUUAUACAUCACAAGACGAUGAUUGUGGUAGUAAAGAGGAUUUAGUCAAUUUAGAAAUCACUCCAUUAAAUACAUGUAUCAAUGAAGAUCAAACUUAUUCAUUCAUUCAAACUUGUAAUUCAACAAAUUAUUCAACUACAAAAUAUUUUGGUACUUCUUGUAAAGGUGGUCCAAUUGGUCAUGCUCAAGGUGAAAUAACUUGUCGUCUAAAUAAUCCAAAUCAAUAUUCUUCGCAAUAUGUUUGUCUUUGA